UUAGCUUCAUCGGUUAUUGGGUAUUCCUGAAGAGUCGAAUCUGGGCGAAACUCAAGUCGAAGAAGGCAAGGAUUCCGGUUUUUCAAUUCGACUUCUUGGAAUCUCAAGUUGAAGAGCUGGGCGAAACUCAACUCAACUCGAAGAGGUCCGAACUCGAACUCUUGGUUUAUCCAGGAUUACGAAAAUGUCAGAGGGGAAUGGAUGAGGAUAAUGAAGAGGGGUAUGGGCUCAGUAUGAAGAGUAAGGUAUGUCGGCAGAAGACCAUGCAUUUGUACCCGGAAUUGUUUAAGGAUGACGGAUUAAGUUAUGGAGGGGCUGUCAAAGGUAGAGCGGAGGUGAUGGCUGAACAUUCAAAGGCCAGAAGCCGGCCUCCUAACAUGAGUUGCCGCAUUGAGUCAUUUGGGCGCAUAUGUCAGAAAUUUGAUGACAGGAGAAGACGUUGGGUUUGUGAGAUGGGAUUUGGUAGUCUUUUACAUCUUGCUUUAGAUAUGCAUUUACCAAGACAAUUGGCAUACUGGGUGAUGACACGGAUGGAUCCAAUCAGUAAAAUACUUAGAAGUACCAACGGUGUUGAGUUUAGGUUUUUAAAGAAUCAGGUUCGGUGGGUACUAGGGAUACCAAUGGGUCCUAGGUUUGUUCCUUGUACUAAAACCAUGACCGCACGUGAUCAUGAAAAGGUUCAGAGAAUUUUUUUAAAGUAUGGUAAAUCGUGGGAGUCCAAGAAGUCUGUUGGACAAUCUGGUCAGGUAUACACGUCUGUAGGCAUACCAUUAAGUUCAGAUAUGAUGAAUCGGUUGGAGGGGUACUUUGAUGCUGGAGAGGAAGAGGAAUUCAAGACGUUGUUCUUGAUAAUUUCUUUGGAGAUGGUGUUGUGUCCCACGCAGAUCCCCCGGCUUGCGUCUGACCUACUACCUGCAGUAAGUUGUGCUAUGGAGGCAACUGAGUUUGAUUGGUGUUCUUUAGUGUUGUCGAAGUUGCUGGAGAGCCUUCAAAAGUUUGCUCGACGUUUCCAUGCUAACGGGUUUGCCAGUGGAUGCGGCGGGUGUGCAAUAUUUGCCGUAAUAUUUUACUUGGAUCGGUUGGAUAGGGAUCCUAUUGAAUGGGAUGUUUUUCCAGGAAUUAAAGUGUGGACUAUGCAGCAGAUUGGGAAGGCAGCAAAAUCAGACAAAUUGCUGUCCGACGACUACGGGAAACUAGGGCUAUUGGAUGUUGCUUAUGGUGAACACCACCCAAGGGAUGCAAGGGAUAGUGUUGGACCCCUACAAGCUGGAGUGAAUAAUGUGAGAUGCAUGAUUAACCACCAGUGCCUGGGUUUAACUUCAAGGCUAGGCAAAGGAGGGGCCGAAUUCCUGAGCUAACAGAUGAAUAAUUCGGAUAUUCUUAUUUGUAUUUCUAUUUGUAUUCUAAUGAUUUGGAUAUUAUUUGUAUUUGGAUAUUCUUAUUUUCAGUUUCGUUGAAUACUAUUCAGAUUAAUAUUAUUUUCAAUUGACAAAAUACUAUGUGGGAUUUAAAUAAGUAAAAUGAGACUCGACAACUCGUUUAAACUAUAAACGAAGCAAAGUUGUCAAUGUCUUUGUUCAAUAUGAAUCUCAAGGUCUUGAAUUCAGCUUCAAAACCUAAGGCGGAAUUCAAGGCUUUGAGAUUCAGUUCAAAACUUAAAAAACUUAAAUUUUAGGAGACUUACAAAAAUUGUAAAUAAAGCAGAUUAUAACUUUCAACCCACAAAGUGUACAAUAAUAAUCCAAUUUUAGGAGAGGAGAGACGCCUUCCUCGUCAGGAAAGAAGAUACAAGAAAGAAUAUUCGAAAGUAAGUAAGUAAGAUACAAAGAAAGAAGCGCAAUUCAAAAGUUCUCUCGAAUUCGUUCGCGAGGGAUAAUGGAACGCACCAAAUACAUAACUAAAAAUGAUUUUAGGUUCCAAUUUUACAGAAUUACAAGAAUUUAAUAGCAUCCAUUUCGGAUCCUAGUUAUCAGAAUAUGGAAAACUCCUUGACCAACAUAACGCACACUCAGAAUAUCACCAUCCUGGACAUCAUUGUCAACCACAAAGUUCUCCCAACU
Molecule: messenger RNA, 2060 nt
Organism: Chenopodium quinoa (quinoa)
Lineage: Eukaryota; Viridiplantae; Streptophyta; Magnoliopsida; Caryophyllales; Amaranthaceae
Exons: 8
Coding region: 198-1358 (386 amino acids)
Source: RefSeq, a predicted model, not a curated record